Messenger RNA from Acaulospora morrowiae, 140 nucleotides. The record is from the annotation of a GenBank genome assembly. Lineage: Eukaryota; Fungi; Glomeromycota; Glomeromycetes; Diversisporales; Acaulosporaceae.
ACGGAAUAUGCAAACAAGUAAGUGAAGAAUUGGUUCCUUUAUUGGAAGUUAGGAAACCUCGGAAUGUUGAAGGUUCACUGAUUCUAGAGGAAGAACCGGUUAUUCCAGAAUUUAGUUCCCAAGACGCGAAAAUUAACUGA